AUGGAGCCCCCAAAAACCAGACGAUUCAGCGAGUUCAGGAUCACUACCAAAUCUACUCCUCAGCUCCUCCGCUUUGAGGACAUCAGCGCCGCCGCCUUCAGGAUCCAGACAGGGAUACAGAAGACACCCUGCACGUACUCCAGACUAUCCAAACAGUAUGGGAUGGAGAUCUACCUGAAGAAGGAACACUUGCACUACACAGGCUCAGUGAAGGAGAGAGGAGUGCUUUACCUGCUCUCCUCCCUCACACAGGAGCAGCAGAGAAAAGGAGUGAUCGUAGCCACAGACUGUAACUUCUCGAUGGCUGUGGCUCAUCACGCUGUGGAGCUCAAGAUUCCCGUUUUUGUCAUCAUGCCGUCGUGCUGUUGCUCACCGCGCCUGAGGAUGUACAGAGACUACGGCGCCAUGGUCAUCUCCUAUGGUAGCACGGGACACGACUCCCAGAAUCACGCCCGCCACUUGGCGUCAGAGAAUGGAUACCUGUACCUGGAAGAAGAUGAAAGCUCUUCGUACCUGGCAGGUUUGGGCACAGUGGGCAUGGAGAUCUAUGAACAAAUUCCCAAAGUGGAUGCAGUUAUAGUUCCUGCAGCUGGACAGUACGGUCUGCUGGUCGGAACAGCUGCGGCCAUUAAACACUUGAAUCCUAAAAUCCUUGUCAUGGGAGUUGAACCUGAAAGUUUUCCUCUGCUGCUACAAUCUCUGAAAAUUGACAGUCCGGUCAAAGACAUGCACAGCAAGCCCAACAGGAAACUCUACGGAGAUCUUGUGGAGCGUUCACUCGGUGAAAACACUUAUCAGCUGGCAAAGAAACUAGUGGAUAGAAUCAUUCCUGUCAGUGAGGAGGACUCUCUGGUGGCCAUGUUGCGGUUUCAAGAGUUUGAACGCUCCACAGUGGACACUGAAGGAUCCAUGGGACUAGCGGCCAUAUUGGCAGGACAGCUUCCAGAGCUAAGAGGCAAAAAGGUUGCUGUAGUAGUGAGCAGUGCUAACAUGGACCUGGAGCUGGUCCGUCAGUGUGUGGACCGAGCUCUGGUCCUGGACGAUCGGGUCAGUAAGUUCUCGGUGCAGCUGGGAGAGUGGCCAGGAGACAUGGCUAAGCUGCUCGACUUUCUGUCCAGAGAGGAUGUCAGGCUGUUGGAUGUCUGCCAUCGGAGACAGGGCGACAAAACAGACCUGUUCAAGGCAAAGGUGGAGUGUGUGGUGGAAACCAGAGAUAAGACACAAAGCGCUCAGCUGCGUAAGACGAUGGGUGAACGCUUCCCAUCUGUGUGCUGGUUGGACCGAUGAUCACUACAUCCAAAUGAACAUUUAU
This is a messenger RNA of Cheilinus undulatus (humphead wrasse), 1312 nucleotides long. RefSeq names its product L-threo-3-hydroxyaspartate ammonia-lyase. The coding region runs from base 1 to 1287 and encodes 428 amino acids. Gene Ontology annotation, molecular function: threonine deaminase activity; L-serine ammonia-lyase activity. Gene Ontology annotation, biological process: L-threonine catabolic process; L-serine catabolic process. The transcript has 10 exons. NCBI's taxonomy places the organism in Eukaryota, Metazoa, Chordata, Actinopteri, Labriformes, Labridae. The record is from RefSeq and is a predicted model, not a curated record.